AUGGUUUCAAAAACAAGAAUCACUAUCAUUAAUGUUGCUAUCAUAGUAACAUUAUUCACAGCCAAUGUUGUAUUAUCAGAUGAAACAAUCCCAGCAGAUAGAGGCCAAUUAGAAACAUGGUUCAGUAGCAUUAUUACUCCAUUAGAACAAAGAAAAGAUACCCUUGACCCUGCAUUGGUUACUGCAGAAGCUACUCCUAAAAUUAUUAAAGUAAAUCAAGAUGGUAGCGGCGAAUUCAAAACCAUCACCGAUGCUCUUAAUAGCAUACCUACUAGUAACACUCAACGUGUGAUUCUUAACAUCGGUGCUGGAAAUUACAACGAAAAAAUCAAAGUUGAGAGGGCAAAGCCUUUUGUUACAUUUUAUGGUUCACCUGAUAAUAUGCCAAAUAUAACCUAUGGUGGUACUGCAUCACAAUAUGGCACAGUUGAUAGUGCUACGGUGAUUGUCGAAGGAGAUUAUUUUGUAGCUGCUAACGUCAUAAUAUCGAAUUCUGCACCAUUACCUGAUGGAAAAAGGCCAGGUGCUCAAGCUGUUGCAUUGAGAGCUUCUGGUGACAAAACAACAUUUUAUAAUUGUCAAUUCAUUGGGUUCCAAGACACAAUUUGUGAUGAUAGGCAUAAUCAUUUUUUCAAAGAUUGUUUAAUUCAAGGCACAGUGGAUUACAUAUUUGGAAGUGGAAGGUCACUAUAUUUGAAAAGUGAAUUGAGAUCCCUUGGUGACACUGGGCCAACAGUGAUAGUGGCACAAGCAAGAAGUAGUCCAACAGAAGAUGCUUUAUACUCAUUUGUGCAUUGUGAUAUAACUGGAACUGGACAUGAUACUUUCUUAGCCAGAGCAUGGAUGUCGAGUCCCGAAGUUGUGUUUGCUUACAAUAAUAUUACUGAUGUUAUUAAUCCAUUGGCUUGGAAUAACAACUUGCACCCUGAAUAUGACAAAACUAUUCACUUUGGAGAAUACGAGAACACAGGACCUGGUGCAGAUACUAAAGGGCGUGCGCCUAUGAUGAAGCAACUAACCGCAGAUGAGGUUAAACCUUACAUAACCCUUGAAAUGAUUCAAGCAACUAAAUGGCUUCUUCCUCCUCCAAAAAUCUAA
This is a messenger RNA of Trifolium pratense (red clover), 1098 nucleotides long. RefSeq names its product pectinesterase 1-like. The transcript has 4 exons. The coding region runs from base 1 to 1098 and encodes 365 amino acids. Gene Ontology annotation, biological process: cell wall modification. Gene Ontology annotation, molecular function: pectinesterase activity. Lineage: Eukaryota; Viridiplantae; Streptophyta; Magnoliopsida; Fabales; Fabaceae. The record is from RefSeq and is a predicted model, not a curated record.